UAUUUUAUUUUAUAGGUUAGGAAAGAAUGCGGUGGGUAUGACUGGUGGUUCGCCUUCCUCUUGGAUCCACUACAAGGAGGUGGAAGAAAUACUCAGUGGUAAUAAGGCAAUAAAUUUCAAAGAACUCAUGCAAGAGAGUAUAGAUGUGGAACCAGAAGACAACAUUGGUUGCGCUGCUAUCUACCCUCCGACGAGCAACCAAUCCCAAUUCAUUUCAAGCGAUGAACUCGCAGGACUUUCGACGACUCCGGAGUCUGCAAAAAGAAGGAAAUUAACCCAUGAGCGUUUAGUAAAGAAUUUGGAAAAAAAUUCAGAUAUGUUUGAGAAAGAAAUGGAGUCCAUGAGAGGGGCGGAAGAAAGAAUGGUGGAACUAACCGAAAAAGCAGUUCUUUCGGAAGAGAAAAGGAAUGAUAUUUUAAAAGAUAUGAGUGAAAAUAUGAAAAAUUUUUAUAAAGAUCUUAUUAAUUUGCUAAAUGAAAAAUAA
Molecule: messenger RNA, 484 nt
Organism: Bactrocera latifrons
Lineage: Eukaryota; Metazoa; Arthropoda; Insecta; Diptera; Tephritidae
Exons: 2
Coding region: 38-484 (148 amino acids)
Source: RefSeq, a predicted model, not a curated record